UGUGAAGCUCAGAACUGAGGCUGCACUCCGCAAGUCCUCCUUCCCUGGCAUCGGUCCCACUUCUGUCUCCUGAACUCAGGCGGCCAUGGCCUGUCAAGGUCAGAGUCUGGGCUCCAGUUCAGAUGAAGACAACAGUGUGAGGUUUCGGAGAAGCUUUGGUGCAUCCACUCGAGCCUGGAGGCCCAGGACAUGGAGGCCUUGAAGUUCCUCUGCAAAGAUCUGGUCUCCAAGCAGAGGACCGGGUCAGUGGAUCUGUUUCAACUCCUCCACAAGGAGUCGCUGCUCAGCGAGAAGGAGCCCCUCCUCCUGGCUGAGCUCCUGUCCACCAUCAGGGAGAGCUUGCUGCUGCGGCACCUUGGAUAUGCCUGGGAGUGGGUGCAGCAGCUGUUGCGCACCCACAGGGGGUGUCACGAUUCAGGAGGGAGGUGUGUACAGGAUGGGCCGGAAGCACAGGGGCACCGUGUCAUCAUCAGCAACUUCUGCGUGAAGGGACUGCGUGAGAACGGGGACACACACGGAUGCUGUAGUAUUCCAGAUGAGGCAGAUUUCUUGCUCAGUCUGGCUACUCUCCCUGGCUAUGUGUCCUUUCAGCACGCGGAGAAAGGUACCCAGUAUAUUGAGUCUCUGUGCAAUCAUCUGAAGAACCUGGUUGCAAGCCCAGAGGGAGAAGGCAUUGCUAAUGUCAUGCGUAUGUGCCGUGUGUCCGCCUGUCUCGCUCUUCCGAAGACCUGGUGUGGUUUCUGCCUGCAGACAGCAGGACAUCUGUCCAUCCUCACGGCCAUCAAGCAUGAUGUGAGCCAGCGAACAGACUCCACCGGGAAGACGGGAAGACGACGCAGAUGCCCCAGGCUGCUUUCACGCUCAGGAGGAAGCUAGUUUUCCCUGUGCCCCCUAAAGAAUUUGGACAAUAACAGAGUUCAUCAGCUCCUAGACUUGAAAGGGACCUUUGCUGAUUCCUGUGACCCG
Chinchilla lanigera (long-tailed chinchilla) is the source of this 966-nucleotide messenger RNA. RefSeq lists its product as uncharacterized. NCBI's taxonomy places the organism in Eukaryota, Metazoa, Chordata, Mammalia, Rodentia, Chinchillidae. Gene Ontology annotation, biological process: proteolysis; negative regulation of extrinsic apoptotic signaling pathway via death domain receptors. The record is from RefSeq and is a predicted model, not a curated record. Gene Ontology annotation, molecular function: protein binding; cysteine-type endopeptidase activity.